Sceloporus undulatus (fence lizard) is the source of this 4582-nucleotide messenger RNA. It is a transcript of the gene DENND6A, whose product is annotated as DENN domain containing 6A. Gene Ontology annotation, molecular function: guanyl-nucleotide exchange factor activity. Gene Ontology annotation, cellular component: recycling endosome. The record is from RefSeq and is a predicted model, not a curated record. The transcript has 20 exons. Lineage: Eukaryota; Metazoa; Chordata; Lepidosauria; Squamata; Phrynosomatidae. The coding region runs from base 50 to 1849 and encodes 599 amino acids.
CCUCCCUGGGCGCUGGUGCCGGUGAGGAGCCGGUGGCCGAGGGAGCGCCAUGGCCUUGUUGCGGAGGCUGAGGGAGGAAGAAGGAGGCGGAAGCGGGCGCCCUGAAGAGGAGGAGGAGGAAGGAGGACCCCCCGGAGGCCCGGGAAUGCUGCAGCCGCCUCCCCCUCCGGCUCCCCCUCCGCUGCUGCCCUGGGACCGCUUCUCGGCCUGGCUCCACUGCGUCUGCGUGGUGGGCUUCGACCUGGAGCUGGGGCAGGCGGUGGAGGUAAUAUACCCUCAACAUGCAAAACUUACAGAUAAAGAGAAAACCAAUAUUUGCUAUUUGUCUUUCCCAGAUUCUAAUUCAGGUUGCCUUGGAGACACACAGUUUUGUUUUAGAUUUCGGCAGUCUUCUAACAGAAAGCUUUCAUGGCAUUGUCUGCUGGACCAGUUUGACAGAGACCUACCCAUUUACUUAAAGAGGGAUCCUGCAUAUUAUUAUGGCUAUGUGUAUUUCAGACAAGUACAAGACAAAACGUUGAAAAGAGGCUACUUCCAGAAGUCCUUGGUUCUGAUCAGCAAGCUGCCUUAUAUCCACUUCUUUCACACUGUGCUUGGACAAAUUGCACCUGAAUAUUUUGACAAGAAUGACCCUUACUUGGAAGCAGCUUGCAAUGAUGUUGAUCGAUGGCCACCGCCUGUCCCAGGGAAAACUCUACAUUUGCCUAUUAUGGGAAUUGUAAUAAAGGUACGGAUUCCUACCUGUCAUGACAAGCCUGGAACAACCCAAGUAUUACAAUCCACAUACCAGGAAGAUACACAAAUCUCCAUUUCUUUGCCUACAGUACAUGAAAUAGAUCUCUUCAGAUGUUUCCUGCCAGUGUUCUUCCACAUCCAGAUGCUGUGGGAGCUUGUGUUGUUAGGGGAACCGCUUGUUGUCAUGGCACCAUCUCCAUCAGAGUCUUCAGAAACUGUGUUGGCACUUGUAAGUUGUAUUUCACCACUAAAAUACUACAGUGAUUUUAGACCUUAUUUUACAAUACAUGACAGUGAAUUCAAAGAAUAUACCACUCGUACACAGACUCCGCCUUCUGUCAUACUAGGAGUGACAAAUCCAUUUUUUGCUAAAACACUACAACAUUGGCCACACAUCAUCCGAAUAGGAGACAUUAAACUAUCAGGUGAAGUCCCAAAGCCGGUGAAAGUGAAAAAGCUGAAGAAUCUAAAGACAUUGGAUUCUAAACCUGGCGUCUAUACAUCUUAUAAGCCAUACUUGAACAGAGAUGAAGAAAUCAUAAAACAGUUGCAAAAGGGAGUAUAUCAAAAGCGUCCUGCAGAAGCCCAAAGCAUAAUCCUUCGACGUUAUUUCUUGGAACUGACCCAGAGCUUUAUCAUUCCACUAGAACGAUAUGUAGCAAGUUUGAUGCCUCUGCAAAAGAGCAUAUCACCUUGGAAGAGUCCACCACAGCUGAAACCAUUUAACCAAGAGGAAUUUAUGAAAACACUUGAGAAAACAGGACCUCAGCUUACCUCUAGAUUAAAAGGAGAUUGGAUAGGACUGUACCGGCAUUUUUUGAAAUCUUCCAACUUUGAUGGUUGGUUCAGGACACGACGGAAAGAAAUGACACAGAAACUGGAGGCACUUCAUUUAGAAGUAUUGUGCAAUGAGGAUUUGCUUUUCUGGAGUCAGAAACAUACUGAGGUUGAAACAGUGGACCUAGUCUUAAAAUUAAAGGAUAAAUUGGCUGAUGGAGAGAACUUACCAGUGAAGCCUGGCACUAUGGAAAAGUUACAGAGGCACAUUGAUUCAAUUAUACUUGCACAGCCAGAAGAUUUACAGGGUAUUUUGACCAAAACUGGCUCAACAUGACUGGAUUUUUAAGAAGCCAGAUGCAUUGUAUCAAACCUCUCAAAUGUAUAAAGGAGAUGUUCAGAGAAUCAGUGGAUGUAAAAAAAUUACUGUAAUGGAAGCAAACCAUGUUAAUAAUUAUUUUAAAGCAGUCCUUAACUUCAGCUUGACUAUAGAAGGAACUAAACUAUUUUUGUUUGUCAAUUAUGUUAAAAACUAAGUGCUCUUAUUGUAAUAUCUGCAUGCAUCUUGUACUUUUACAUGCAGGCCUGUAACAUGAUACAGGUAUUGCAGAGCUUAGUAAACUGGUGGUGCUCUGCCCAAUUCUGUUAAACUCAGGGGAAUCAAGACUCCUAUUGUUUUCAAAGACUAUCCCACUUAAAGUAAUUGCUAAUAGCUUUCCAGUGCAAACCUUUAUUUUAUCUGUUAUGAAGAUCUCAAAAGCCAGUCUACUAGUGUUGCAGUUGAGUUUUGAUACCACAGAACUAAUUGCCAAAUCACAGUUUAGUAGUCUGGGACACAAUUGUGUGGGCUUCCAUAUUCUUCACUCUUUUCCUCUUGCUGUCUUGGAUCUCAGCACUAGCUAUAAUCUGGUAUGGUAUGUCAACGGAGGAAAUAAUUGCUGCUAGCCAUUUUUCUCCAUAUCAUUGGCUGAAACCUGGAUCUAAAACUUAGUAACCAUAGUUUUCCAGAUUCAGACCUCACAGCAGGCUACUAUUAUCUUAGCUGGUAGGGUUGGAUUGUGAUACGUGUACACAAAGGAGUAGGAGGAGGUGUGGGUGCCUGUGAAGCUGCUCUUGAUGAUGCCUCAGUGAGGUGAGUGGCUUGAAAUUUUCAAUGUACAAUAGAGCCAUUAUUUCUUUUGGUCACAAAUUUAUUUCUAGAUGAGCUUAUGUAUCAAGUAUUUACUAUCUUCUAUGCUUUUUUUUUUAAUUGAGAAUCUGUGUGUUCCCAUACUAGUUGGGAAAGCACAUUCUUUGGGAUGGUGGGGUACCCUAACAUGCAGACCUUUUAAAAAGUUUAGAAUCAUAUUAAGUGGGGGUUUCUCAUCAAAUGUCUUAAGCUCACAUUAUCAUGGUAAAUCUAACUUUAAAUAGCAGUACUAAAACUAAAAUGUCAGACAUUCAUGAAGUGACAUUUUCGAUAUAGUAAGCUUCCUCCCCAAAUGUCUUCAUGCAGCUGCCUCUCUUCCUCUCUUUUAUGCUUCCUUGAAAGUUACCUUCUCUAAGGAGCAUUUGGAUCCUUGUACCUUAUUUCACAUUUAAUUGAAGUAACAAGAUAUUCUUUCCAUGUUUUACCAUUACUCCAUUUCCCCUCUUCCUCUAAUUCUGUGUGUCUGUUAUAGACUGCAAGUCCUUUAGAACAAUGUUAUUCAAAGUGCUCAUCCCUGGUGCUUGUGCUUGUUCCUGAGCCACUGGCUGCUGGUUCCUAGGGAGCUGCCAAAAAGCAGUUGUAGGCACAGAUAUGGUGCCAGUGCCUGGCACAGAAGGGGGAGGGAUUGCUUGUCUCCCAGACCAGAUAGUGUGAGAAUCACUGCUUUAGAAUAGGGAUUUUUCAUACUCAUUCUUUGUAUAGAGCCAUGCGCAGUGAUGGCACUAUAGAAAUAAACACAGCGUGGACUAAUCAGAUUUACUAACACGAUUCCUGUGAGCAGAACAGACUGCUGCACUGAAGCAUUCAUUUGGCAUAAGGGAGUAGAAGAGAGUGUGGGUGGUCUCAUAUGAUAUCACUAGUAAAGAUUUAAGGUGGGAUGACUCAAGGGCAGUUUGCUGUUAUGUGAAGGUUUUUAUUAUUAUUGGGCCACCCAUCUGCCUUGCAUGCUAAAUAUCAAACAUGUUUAUUCCACUAUUUUGUGGCUGACCUUAAGAGCAGGGGAUACACAGAAACAUUAUUUUUGAAGUAUAGUUCAAGAAGGAAGAGGCUUACAUUUCUACAGACAGGACUUUUGCAAAUCCCAGCUAAGGUGGCAGCCAGAGGAAAACUGCCGUAGACAAUUUUUUGGUGAAGGAAGUCAGGCAUUGGGAAAGGCUGCUCAGAGCUGGCAGAUUUUGCCUGUCUUCCCAAGUUACUGCUGUGAAGUCCAGGGGAAAGUGCAGCUAUUACCAUAGAGCACCCAAAGGAGUCCAGUCAAUGUGUGUAUUUUCAAUUAUGCAUAAUCAGCCAUUUCUCAUUGGUAAUAAAUUACUGUUGCUACAUCUGAAACUUUAGAACACAAACAUAAGAAUUUUAUAGCUCUAUAGGAAAUAGGAUUUGAAAGAAUCAUUUCAAGAAUACCAGUUUUACUGUGUACCAAGCUUGUGUACAUCACUGUUAAGAAUGUGAAUGCAAGAACAUGGUCAGGAUUUCACUGUGUUCAUUAACAGCAGAUGUUUUAUUCAUUUGAUGAGAGACAUGUAUUGCAGGCUUGUUGUGAAAAAAAUGCCUUUGUUCAAUAUUUUGUAUCAUUAUUUGGAGUCCUUAAUUUUAGCUAUAAACUGCCAUUUGUAUUUUUAAGAUGUAUUUUUAAUAUUCACUUACAUGAACUCCAGAUAAGAAGCUGAACUUGAAUGCUAUAAAAGCUGACUUCUGCAAUUAUGCCACUAUUGCAUUAAUAUGUAACACACAUAGUUUUGCACAGCUGAUAAGUAGCAUUUUAAAAAUAUGGUCACUAAAUCUUCAUUAACUGAAGCAUUACAUAGUACAUUUGAACUAGCUACAUUAGCUUAUUUUUAAAAAUGUAUUUUUUUAAAGGAAAUAAAUUCACUUUUACAGAAA